Molecule: messenger RNA, 4731 nt
Organism: Vollenhovia emeryi
Lineage: Eukaryota; Metazoa; Arthropoda; Insecta; Hymenoptera; Formicidae
Product: zinc finger protein 37-like
Exons: 4
Coding region: 377-3550 (1057 amino acids)
Cellular component (GO): nucleus
Molecular function (GO): zinc ion binding
Source: RefSeq, a predicted model, not a curated record
GCGCUUGGAUUACGUCGUCGUCGAGUGCGCCAUAUUUUCGUUCCGCGCGCUUUGCCGUGCUCGCGGUCAUGGCGGACGUGUCUUGUCACGGCGGCGAGUGAUUGCGUUAGCCGAGUGACCUGAGUGCCGGGCGUCUUGCUGUGUAAAAUUUCUACAGAUACAGCGGCCGUGACAUCGUCGGAGAUCGUCACCGGGGUCGCGCGUCGCGCUCGGCCGCGCCACGUCCGCGCCCGAGUCGCGCGAACGGAGGCUUGAAAGGUUAUUGAUGGGGAGAUACGGAUACUCGCCGCUGGAACACGACCGACGUGUCUCGAGGUGUUGUUGAGCGGCGAUCUCGCUUGUUUUUCCGGGCCGACCACCGCCUGCCGCCGGGACGAUGGCGGCGGACAAGCCGACGGACGAGCCACCAGGUAUGGCCGAGCGCUGCCGGAUAUGCCUGUUCGACCACGGUUGCAUGACCAGCUUACUCAACGACCGUGUGGAGACCCAGCUCAAGGACCUGACCAAGUGCACCAGCAUCGACAUCAAGUACGAGGAGAACCUACCCGGCGUGGUGUGUCACAGGUGCUUGUACAAGCUGUCUCUAUGGAACGAGUUCAAAGAGAUGUUUAUACAGUCCAACAAGGCCCUCUUGGAACAGCUGGAGAUCUCGGAGGUGUCCGAUAACGAUAUUAAAGACUCUUCCAAGGAUGGGGAUAUGGGGCAGGACGUAAGAAAGAAACGUAAAGGUGACAAGAGUAACUUGUGUAACCUUGACAAGAAAAAGUCGAGGCUAGAUGUGUCUUCGGCAGAAGGUACGAAUGUUACUUGUGGCACAGGUCAAGGUGUAAUAGACGUGAUGUCGUCGACUGACGAUUUGCCAAAGGGGAAUGCAAAGGUCGGCAAGCAGCAAGAUGCGGAGAGUAAAAUGUCCUAUUCCGGAUCAAUGAGAGCUAGGCUGUUACCCGCGAGACGCGGUAGAAACAUCGAGCGGAGGAAGGCGUCCACGAAGCGUUGGGUAGCGAGGAAGAGGGCGCUGUUGGCCGCGACUGGGGAAAUCGUAUCGGAUACGGACUCCAUAGCCUCCGACGAGAUGCAGUUGUCGCCUGUGCAGAAGGCUCGAGCGAAGACGAACGCGGAUAAGGAGGCGGAGAAGCAGAAAAAGAUUGCAAAGGUGCUGAAGAAUCUAGAGACGAAUCUUACGGAGAAGUACAAGGUCGCGUUCCGUGACAAGGACACGGAUUCCGACACGCGCAGAACGAGAUACAGCAAGGAGCCGAGCUCGAACGUCUCGAAGCAGAGAAACAAGAAUUCGUUGUUGAGCUCAGUCGGUACGAAGAGCAUCAAGCAGAGAAAUAUAUCCUCGGACAGUUUGAUCGAAAGGGACAACUCGUUAACGGACAACGUUAUGCUGGAAGUCUGCGCGAACAAGUCCAAAGUGCAGGCUGACGAGCAAGCUUUUACACCUCAGUCGUUGAAAUCCGAGCUGGUGGUCGGCGACGUAACGUUUGCCGUAACGUCAACAUUAAUUCUCGUGGACCCAAGGAAUCUUGAUAAUGUGGACAUAAACAAUUUAACGAAGGAUUCCAAGAACUCGAGCCUCGACGAGAGCAAUCAGGAGAAGAAUACGGAUAUCAUCGACGCCGUUCAGUUGCGUAGAGUAAAUCCCGUGACGCCCAACACGCGCAGCAAAUCCAAGAGCAAGUUUGUCGAGAGAUGCUUGAACAUCGAGGUGGAGGGUAACGAAUUGGAGGUGCUGAAACGCGUGCAACACGAGUUGGCGGACUUCGUCGAGAAAGAUAUGAAGCAAAAGUUAUUAGGUACGGAUGACAGCGUCGCGAAAAUCGACAAAGUGAACAGCGCCAAAAGCGAAGGUGACUACCUGCGGCAGAAACUCGACCAGAAGUUGAAAGAUAUAAUAGAAUUUUCCAUAAAGAAAAAUAUCGAGUCUUCUAUGAUAGGGCAAAUGGGCAACAGUCAGGGAUUCACGAGAUUUUCGUCAACGUUGGCGAACAUAGCUGUAAACUCGCCCAAGUAUCAGCCGAAAGUUGUGGUAAAACGCCUAGACAUGGCGAAGGAGAGCAAGCAUUAUAACGUCAACAACGCCCACGCGUUGAAGCUGAAGAGCAAGCGCAUCGGACCGUUCAGCAUGAUCACUCGUAAACGUCAAAUCAUACCUCCGGUAAGAUACAACGAUUACAAUAUCACAGCACUCAGCUCCGAUUCGGAUGUGUUGGACGAUGACGCGGCCGAAACUCUGACAACGCUCAAGCCGAUCAACAUGAAAACGCCGAAUGUGACGAGGAGACAGUCGGCAACCAUUAUUGGCAAGCCCGUGGAAAAAAGACAAGCCGAUGGCGAGGAGGCCAAGAAGAUAGAGGAUCCCGUAACUGAGAACCAUAUAUGCGGGGUGUGUGGACUCACAUUUCACGCCCGCAGCGACGUCGAGGCUCACGUUCGGACUCACAAAACCCCUGUCGUGCAGGUCGUGCUGCAGAACGAUCAUGCGAGCCCGUCGCCGAAACCGCGGCAGGCGGGCAAGCAGAAGGUGAUGCGCUGCAAGAGGUGUCACGAGAUAGUCGAGGCACGUCUCGUCAAGACGCACGUGUGUAAAUUUCACAAGUGCUACGUCUGCAACUCCAUAUUCCGCACGAAGAACAUUCUCGCGAAGCACUUGGAGAGCCACGACCAUUCCGAAUUCAACAUAAUCAAUGCGAUCGGCAACAAGAAGCUGAACAAUGCUGACGCGUUACUGAAAAUUCUGUCGGCUGCGUCCGUGUCACCGCAGAAGGAUCAGGAGACCGAGGCUGAGACUGCGACUGCGGCUGCGACUGCGACUGCGACUGCGACUGCGACUGCGACUGCGGCUGCGACUGCUACUGUGACUGCCACUGCGAUUGCCACUGCAACUGGAACGAAAACGCAGGCUCUUGCAAAUGAGAAAAAUGACAUCCAGUCCGACAAAAUUAGUAGCACAGGCAUGAAGCUCGAUAAUGCUGAAACUAUUAAGAGGAAACCCGAGGAAACGUACACCUGCUUCGUGUGCGACAAAAUUUUUACGGACAAGGAAGUGCUGAAGGAUCAUUUGCAGAUGCACUGCGACGAUUUGAGCGAAGGGGAGCAGAGCAAUAGCAAGGAUCAGUAUCAGUGUGCUAUUUGUGGCAGCACUUUGGAAUCUGAUCAAGCGUUAGAGGAUCACGUUGGCAAGCACUUGUUCGAUGACGAGGACGACAACCCUAAUCUGAUUAGCAUAAACCAAAGCAGUGAGAGUUAUACUGAUACGAGGGAAACCGAGUAUCAGUGUGGCCAGUGCUCAGAGAUGUUUGACUCGGAGGUGUUGCUGGAGAUGCACAUGCAAGCGCACGAGGAGGAAUUCGCGAUAGCGGAGUGGGAGGAGCAAGGAAUGAAGGUGCAACAAUAUCAAUGUAUGCUCUGCGACGAGUUGUUCAACGCGGAAGAGGAGCUGGCGGAACAUUUGGACAUACAUAAUGCGAACGCGCAAGUAUGCCAGUUGUGCGACAAGCCGUUCCGUACGCUGGAGGACCUGCAGAAACACGUUGCAACUCAUUGAUAUAUCAAAUGUGUAAUCAAUAUUUUAUAUGUAUAUGUAUUAAUAGCUAUUACGAAACCUCUGUGGGAUAAUGAGCAGAUAAGAUUCUACUACAGGCUGCGUUCGCUUUGGCUUUAACUUUGGAGCUCACAUGCUGAAAGUGUCAUUCUAUUUUUGCACAUUGCAUGUCGAAGAAAGAUAGAGAAAAAGAUAGAAUGACGUCUUCAGCACGUGAGUGCCCGAAGCAAGCGUAGCUAUGUUUGUCAUGGUUGCUACGAAAUCUGCCAAUAACAAUGUGAAUAUUAUAAAUUUUUUGUUCGAAAUAUCCAAGUUAGCUAUACAAUUGGUUGUAAAAUUUAUCAAUUCCUUAACUUUGCCAUUCAAUUAACGCAUAUUUUAUUUAAGACAAUUAUUUAUAAAACGAGGCGCUGUUAGGCGUAUAUUAAUAAUUAAUUCAAAUUUUAAAUUUCUCUUCGAAAGAAGUAAAUUCUGUUUAUUUAUGACGAGCAUUGAUAAGAUUGUCAUUUUAUUUUUAUUCAAGAUCAAGUAAGAUCGCACCCUUUAAGUAAAAGCGCUGCUUGAGUAUAAGUUUUGGAAAGUUUAUCUUCUAGAAUAUCUGUUCCGACUUAUAUUCUGGAAAUAUACACUUUCUGUUAUACAUAUGUACGUAGAAAAGAGAGGAGGAGAAAACAAACAUAAAGGUAAACACCUUUUCUGUACGACCGUAUCCCUUUGCCGAUUCAUAAUUAGCGUAUUUUAUUUUAUGUUUAAAACCUUUAUACAUUAUAGCGAUACUUGUUGGUAUAAAUGUAUCACACAGAGAAUGUAAGUUAUCUAAGUUGUCAAAUUAUGUGAGAUAUAGCCCCAGCCAAAUCGUACGAAUAACUUUUUAUUUUACGUGCAAAAUGAAAUCUUAGUUGGGUUUUUAUCUGAGAUAUUUUCAUUCGCAAUGAUGAUGGAAAAAAGUCUGUUUUUCCUCUUCGAAGAACUCUAUAUAUACUUUAUAAAUAUAAAACUUUAUAAAUAUUACAUUGAUAAAAAAAAGUUUAUUUUCGCAGUAAAUAUGUUAUUUAAAAUGUACAAUUGCAUACAAUAUUGUACACUUGACACGUACUAAAACGUUGUUAAAUAUAAGCAACUGCGUUAAAUAGAUGAUUAAAUGCAUAAAUAAGGGGAUGUUACAAUAUAUUUUAUUAAGAGAU